UUGCGCGCAGCCUCAGACAAACGAGAAAUUUCGCCAGUGAAAAUCAUGCAUUUCUACCACGGCUACUCGGCUGGUUGACGUUCACCAAAGUAAACUUGGUCCGCGGUGUGUCUGGCGAGGUACAUACACACACACACACACGCACACGCACACAACACAGACACACACAGGGAGAGAGAUAGCUAGCUGGCUGGCUGGCUGGCUAGCUGGCUGGCUGACUGACUCUGUGCGUCCUCUCUUUCUCUCUCUCCCUCCCGCCCCUUCGUCCAACUCCCCCACUCACGCGCCUGCUGCGUUCCCUUUUGCGCGAUCGUGACCCCGUUUCUUCGAUGACCGACACUCCGCGGCUGCUUGGCCGCCAUUAGAGGAGCCGAGAGCAGGGGAGAGAGAAAGAGAAACGAGAGCAACCGAGGCGAAACGAAGACGAUCGUGGUAGGUCUGCCGUCUACUUCUCCGUACACACAGGCAGGCAGCCAGGCGGGCAUACACGCAGGCUCGCUUGGUACAGACCCAUUCUAUAUACGUUCAGUGGCACUGCCGCGUAGAGAGAGGAAGAGAGGGGCACGAGGAAAAGCAAGGCGGCCAAGCGAGACGGACGAUGCGUGAGAGCUGUCGGGGACCAUGGACUCUUGACAGUGAAUCGAUUCGCUCGCGCUGCCCUGACCUCGUAUUCCUUGCUGCCGCAAUUUCGGUCGACGAACGAAUUAUCGAGGUCAACGACUAGCGUGCCUAGCCUCGGUACCUCUUGUAAACAGUGUGGUGUGUGUGUGUGCCCACCGCGAGACGCGCGCGAAGGAAAAACUACGCUACUUUCCUCCAUUCCAGUGAAGAGACACGAAUCGUCGUUAGGCCCGUUAGGGGCCCAUUACAUUACGUUAGGAGUGUCGGUGUUUGCGAGGAGAAACGUGAAAGGUGGCCGGGAUUAUUUCUUCAGCGGAAGUGACGAGGAAAAUUGAGACGGUGGAGCCGAAGGAACAGCAAACGGUGGUGGUACAGAAGGUGGAGCAGGCUGGCGAGAUGCUGCAGGCUGUACCGCGUGUGCCUGUCGCCGGCGUCAGGCGACGAUGGGGCAACAGGCACACCGGAAGUCUGCAGGAGUCGAGCCCGGAAGUGUCGAGCAGCGGUGUGCUGUCACCGUCGCCAAGUUUCCAACCCUCCACGCCGGAGAGCGCAGCUGUGAAGAACGAGGAGCUUCAGCUGUGGGAUCUGGACCUUCAUCGGGGUCUGCAGGCCAACGGUGAUCAUUAUCGGGCCACCAUCACCGCCACCACGACCACCACAGUGCUGCCAACAAUCGUCACCGAUCCUGCCUCACCGUUCACCACCCCCGUCGAAGGUAGGGACGAGCUGUCGCAGCCUGGCUCUUUGAACGGCUAUGGAAGCGGCGGAGGCGGAGGUGGAGGAGGCGGAGGAGGCGGCGGCGGUGGUGGCAGCGACGGCUGUGACGCCAGGAAGAAAAAAGGGCCGACCCCGAGGCAGCAGGAGGAGCUGUGCCUGGUUUGCGGUGACCGUGCCUCCGGGUACCACUACAACGCGUUGACCUGCGAGGGUUGCAAGGGCUUCUUCCGGCGCAGCAUCACGAAGAACGCGGUGUACCAGUGUAAAUACGGGAACAAUUGCGAGAUUGACAUGUACAUGCGGCGCAAGUGCCAGGAAUGUAGGCUGAAGAAGUGUCUGACAGUGGGCAUGAGGCCUGAGUGCGUCGUGCCGGAGUACCAGUGUGCUGUCAAGCGCAAGGAGAAGAAAGCGCAGAAGGUAGGCUGUUGGACAGUUUGUCGUCGAACGUUACAUUAAAAAUCGUCGUUGAUGAAACGGCCAUAAAGGAGA
Messenger RNA from Frieseomelitta varia, 1827 nucleotides. RefSeq names its product ecdysone receptor-like. Gene Ontology annotation, biological process: cell differentiation; positive regulation of transcription by RNA polymerase II; negative regulation of transcription by RNA polymerase II. The record is from RefSeq and is a predicted model, not a curated record. Gene Ontology annotation, cellular component: nucleus. Lineage: Eukaryota; Metazoa; Arthropoda; Insecta; Hymenoptera; Apidae. The transcript is spliced from 2 exons. Gene Ontology annotation, molecular function: ecdysone binding; nuclear receptor activity; RNA polymerase II cis-regulatory region sequence-specific DNA binding. Bases 1018 to 1794 code for a protein of 258 amino acids.